Messenger RNA from Tachyglossus aculeatus (Australian echidna), 2139 nucleotides. It is a transcript of the gene DHX58, whose product is annotated as DExH-box helicase 58. Bases 52 to 2139 code for a protein of 695 amino acids. Lineage: Eukaryota; Metazoa; Chordata; Mammalia; Monotremata; Tachyglossidae. The transcript is spliced from 13 exons. Gene Ontology annotation, cellular component: cytoplasm. Gene Ontology annotation, biological process: positive regulation of interferon-beta production; response to virus; innate immune response. The record is from RefSeq and is a predicted model, not a curated record. Gene Ontology annotation, molecular function: zinc ion binding; single-stranded RNA binding; ATP binding.
UGGUGGUGGUGGCAGCCCCCUGCGGCGGACCCCCCAGCCCAGGAGGACAGGAUGGACGCCCCCCCCGAGGGCAAGGACCCGUCCAGAACAGAGCUGCGUCCCUACCAGCGGGAAGUGGUGCGGCCUGCCAUGGCGGGACACAACGUGAUCAUCUGGAUGCCCACCGGUUCCGGAAAGACCCGCGCCGCCGCCUAUGUCACCAAACACCACCUGGACACUCGGGACCGGGGCAAGGUGGCCGUGCUGGUCAAUAAGGUGCCGUUGGUCAGCCAGCACAGCCAAGAGUUCAACCGCUUCCUGAGCCCGCGGUGGACGGUGGCGGGGUUGAGCGGGAACAGCGGGCAGGGCCUGGCCUUCGGCUUCGUGGCCCGGACCCACGAUCUGGUCAUCUGCACCGCCGAGCUGCUGCACAACGCGCUCCGCAGCUCCGAGGAGGACGGGCACGUGGACCUGCAGGACUUCUCCCUGCUGGUGGUGGAUGAAUGCCACCACACGCACAAGGGCACUGUCUACAACGCCAUCCUGGGUCACUUCCUGGAGCUCAAGCUGCGCGGGGAAACCCCCCUGCCCCAAAUCUUGGGGCUGACGGCCUCGCCGGGCACAGGGGGUGCGUCCACUCUUGCCAAGGCCAAGGAGCACGUUCUGCAGCUGUGUGCCAACCUGGACACGUGGAGGAUCCUGUCACCGCGGGAGCACCAGCUGCAGCUGGAAACCUGGAGCCCGCAGCCACACAAGCGCUAUGACGUGUGCCAGGAGAGGGGCAAGGACCCAUUUGGGGACCUGCUGAAGCAGCUAAUGGACCGGAUCCAUGAGUUCCUGGGGGCGUCCGGGCUGUCCCCGGACUACGGGACCCAGGCGUACGAGCAGCAUAUCACCGAGCUCAGCAAACAAGGAGCCAAGCAGUUCUUCCCUCACCAGCGGGUCUGCGCCCUGCACCUGCGCCGCUAUCACGACGCCCUCCUGGUGCACGGUGCCGUCCGCAUGGUCGACGCCCUGGAGACGCUGACCGACUUCUACAAUAUGGAGCGUAGGACCAAAGGCCUGGUGCUGCCUUCCGAGCGCUGGCUGCUGGCACUGUUUGACGAGCACAAAGGAGCGCUGGCCCAGCUGGCCCAGGAUGCCCGCUAUGAAAACCCGAAGCUGAAAGUGUUGGAGGGGGUGCUCCGGGAGCAGUUUGAGGGAUCCGAGGCCUCCACGCGUGGGAUCAUCUUCACCCGCACGCGCCAGAGCGCCCAUGCCCUGUAUCACUGGCUCGUGGCCCAGCCCGGCCUCCAAGCCCUGGGCAUCCAGGCAGCGGUGCUCACCGGCGCGGGGCAGGGAAGCCAGACCCAGCCCAUGACUCAGAAGUGCCAGAUGGCCGUGAUUCAGCAGUUCCGGGCGGGGACGUUGAACCUGCUACUGUCCACCAGCGUGGCUGAGGAGGGACUGGACAUUCCCCAGUGCAACAUGGUGGUACGCUACGGCCUGCUGACCAAUGAGAUCGCUAUGGUCCAGGCGCGGGGCCGAGCGCGGGCCGAAAACAGCCUCUACUCCUUCGUGGCCAGCGCGGGCAGCCGGGAGGUGCGGCGGGAGGAGGUCAACGAGGCGUUGGAGACGUUGAUGGAGCAAGCCGUGAUGGAAGUGCAGGCCAUGCCGGAGGACACCUACCGGGCCCAGAUCCUGCGGUUGCAGCGGGAGGCCGUGGAGCAGCGCCGGGCCCGGGAGGCCAAGAAGGAGGCGCAGAGGAACCAAUUCCAGCCCGGCACCGUGCGCCUGCACUGCAUCAACUGCACGUGCCCCGCGGCCCCCGGCUCAGACCUGCGCCUGGUGGAGGGCACCCACCGAGUCAACGUCAACCCCGCUUUCCGACUGCUGUACCGCGCCUCCCCCAGCCCCGUGACCAUCGACCGGGUCUUCAGGGACUGGAUUCCCGGGGCCGCUAUCAGCUGCAAGGCCUGCGGACAGCCCUGGGGGAUGGAGAUGAUCUAUAAGUCGGUGAAGCUGCCUGCUCUGAGCAUCAAGAACUUUGUCCUGGAGACCCCGGCCGGCCGGUUCCCCAUCAAGCAGUGGAGCCGGGUGCCCUUUGCUGUGGACGACUUUGACUACGUCCAGCACCUCACUGACCAGCAGGACAGCUUGCAGCCGCUGCCUGAGCUCUGA